Messenger RNA from Clarias gariepinus (North African catfish), 2256 nucleotides. RefSeq names its product nuclear FMR1 interacting protein 1 (gene nufip1). Bases 204 to 1523 code for a protein of 439 amino acids. Gene Ontology annotation, cellular component: nucleus. Gene Ontology annotation, molecular function: RNA binding. Gene Ontology annotation, biological process: box C/D snoRNP assembly. NCBI's taxonomy places the organism in Eukaryota, Metazoa, Chordata, Actinopteri, Siluriformes, Clariidae. The record is from RefSeq and is a predicted model, not a curated record. The transcript has 10 exons.
UACUGUUAACCACUCCAGUCCAGUAGGUGGCGGUAAUACACCUACAAGCUGGCUGCCAUCCGCAAGAGAAACUUAGAAAAAAAGAAGAAGAGCACGACCACGUUGUGUCGAUGUGCUUCAUGUUUUUGUAGCUUUGAUUUCUCGUUUUCGUGCGAACCGUCAUUUAUAUUAUAUACAGUAAUAUAGCGUGAUUGUCGGUGGAUAUGGCUGAAACUGAUGGUUGUCCACGCCUUGGUUUAGGCCAGCCAACUCAAGAACCACCGCGGAAUUUACAUCUAACACAUCAGCACCAAUUGCAAAACUUUCAGGCAUUAAGAGACUGGAACUGGUUUCAGUCUGUGCCGACAAGCCCAUGGGGUUCCAAUCCCGUGUGUCCUGCUAGUAGCUACAGAGAUCCAGAUUAUGUACCACAGCAGCCUGGUUAUCAUUUUCAUGAAUAUCAGAAGAGGAGACAAGACUAUGGCCAACAAAAACAGUUGAAAGACAGACGGAAAAAACAGAAAGAAGAAUUAUUCAGUCAUUUUUGUGACACUUGUGAUAGAGGUUUCAAAAACCAAGACAAAUACAAAGAACACAUUGACCAACAUGUUAAGUGUUCUUUUGAUAAUUGCAAGUACACUGCUCAUGAGAAGCUUGUCAAAAUUCACUGGAAAAAUAGUCAUGCCCCAGGAUCAAAACAAAUCAAGUUGGACACUCCUGAGGAAAUUGCAAAAUGGAGGGAGGAAAGAAAACGAAACUACCCAACACAAUGCAAUGUACAGAAGAAAAUUAAAAUAAUGGAGGUCAAAGAGAAGAGAGGAGAUGUGCUAAUAACUUCUCAGUUUGGGUGUUUUAAGAAUCAUGGCAAAGUGCAUGGUGAAUAUUAUCACGAAGGUCGUUUCCAGAAUCCCAGAGGGCAUACAUACAGCAGACAUCGACACUUGCACCUAGGUAGUGAAAAGGCGGAGGAGGUAUCACCUCUUAAAGACCCUCCCCAUGUUUUUGAUCCACUAGGAGCUUUGGCUACCAGUGACCCAGAUUCCGAAAAAGAAGAGUCUGUGAAGGAGAUUAAAGCUGCCAUUUCUGUGGUCCCCAAAAAUAUGACCUCUGCACUAGGAUCACUGAUGUCAAGCUAUGGAGAAGAGAUGACAGAAAGUGAAAGUGACAAAGACCCAGAAGGCACACCGAUUCUGAAAAGCGCUCUGGCUUUAGAAGAGAACAGUGCCUUCCUCCGAGCCCAUUCUAACCCAAACCAGAACAACACACCAAAGCCUGAGAGAAGGCCAACAACAAAGGAAUCAGAGUUCGGCCACCAAGUACCACAGCCUUACUUGGAGUCACGUCCUCUAAGGAGCAGAGGAAGGUGUGGAGCAAGGCAAAAUGGAAGACAACGCAGCAAACUUGGGCCUGGACUACAGAGAUGUCGUGCUACUUUACUAGAGAUGUUGUUGGCACCAGAUAUUCGCCAUGAAAGGAAUGUGGUGCUUCAGUGCAUUCACUAUAUAAUUUCCAAGGAAUUCUUUGGUCUUGCUUGUAAAGACUGAAACCUCAUGAUGUCUGAUGCUGCUACAGUAACUACAAAUGGUUCUUUGUUGAGAAGAGGCACAAAAACAUCCUUUCAGUUGGGAUGAAAAAUUGCCAGGUCAGCAUACACAGAAAGAGAAUACUUCCUUUGUAUUACAGCCAUAUACUCAGCAGUAAAUACGUAACACAGGACAUGGAGAUGACUGCUGGCAGCCGUAUGGUGUUCUGCAUUCAGUUGGUCUCUGUCAAGACAUACUGACCCCCGAGGUGCAUGUACACAAAAGCUUGCUGCAAUAAUAAACAGUGUGCCAUACAAACAUGGCCAAGUUUCAAGAUGGAGAUUUGACUAUUACAAGUCACCCAUUAGAAACAGUGUAUCAUCGUCACUCAGAAUACUUUACAGCUGCUUCUUGCCAGGGGCCUUCAGGCUUUUUGACUCUGAUUUUGUACCUCAAUUGUUUGAAUGACUGUGUCCCAUUUUUUUUUUAUGCUCAUAACAGCAGAACGAAGAACUGAGCUUACACUGCUUCUGUAAAUGCCAUGUUUGAUAAAAGUCGACAAAAGUCAGAAGACCAAGACAGUUGUUGCAUAUUAGUGCUUUGUUUAGCUUGCAUUUAAUAGUGACUAGUGAGGUUUCCAUUUGUUUAAACUGCUAAUCCAUGAAAUGUUGUAAUUGUUAUUUUCUGGCUGCUUAAAUAAUAAAAAACAAAUGACUAAGAAAAUAAAAUAAAGAUGUAAACCCAUGGAGUUAGA